AUGGUUCACAGGAAUAGAAGCAUUCCAAAAAGGGAAAGUUCUAGCAAGCCAAAACAUUAUGACCUCUGUCAUAAAUGUGGCAAGCCAGGACACUUCAUCAAGGAUUUCCCUCUCCUAAAGCAAGAUCAGUAUAAAAAAAACUUUGACAAAGCAGCCAAGAGGAACUCGGUUCCUGAUAAAUGCCUCAAUAGAAAGAAUGCCAUUGACAAUGUUGUAAAACAAGCUCUUCCUGCAUGGGGAGACUCCUCCAGCAAAUCUGAAGAAGAUAAUGAUCAUGGUGACAGUUCAAUGAUGACAGUAGAAAGUGAAGCAACUGAGUAUGAUUCCAUUUUUGCCUUGGUGGCUCAGUCUGAUGAUGAUGUAGAUGACGACGACGAUGAUGAGGUAAAUUUUCUGGAUGUUCAGUGA
This is a messenger RNA of Nicotiana tabacum (common tobacco), 408 nucleotides long. The record is from RefSeq and is a predicted model, not a curated record. Lineage: Eukaryota; Viridiplantae; Streptophyta; Magnoliopsida; Solanales; Solanaceae.